AACUCAGGGCGGAUAGUCAGUCAUCCAGUGAGUGCGAGUCUGGAAAGUCGCGACACUCCGCGAUCUCAGGGUUCAGACAGCCCCUUUGCCUUGAGGGGAAGUAGUUAACCGGAAAAAAAGUAAUGUGUUCCUUAUUUCCAAAAUACUUUUAUUUGUACUAAGUCCUGUCUUAACGUAGGUCAUAACCAGAGAUGAGUUUUGUUCCUGGCUACGUAACAAUUUUUAAUGGAACACUCUAAUAAUUUCUGUUUGGAAGUUUAAAAGUGUAAGGGUGUGAAUUGCUGGUGUACUAUAUAUGCAGCUGAUAUACAGCGAUACCAUGGCUACACAGAAAACCCGAGAACCGGCGAGAGUGCCCCCACCAAGCGAACAAAACCAGGAACAGUGAAUCCUCUGAACCAUGAUCCUGCUGCAGCUCCUUCAACACUGAGAGCUACGGAUUAACGUGGAGCCCAAAGCUGUCGACGUGGCAUUGAUUUAACAAAAUUUUGUAUUUUCUUUUAACACCAUUUGAAUAAAACACCCUACGUUCUCGUUUAUAAAGCAAUUCAAUAUAUGGAUGCAUAGGUUGCUUUUAUCUGUCUAUAUUUUUAUCAAGAUAAAGAUCUUCUAAUACAGUAUAAAUCACAGCCUCUGGUCACAGUAGUGACUAACGAGACUUAACAACUUCAACAUUAAAUGAACUUUAAGCACUUCACGUCGGUAAAUGAGAUCAAAUAUGAAAACAAUUUAAUGGUGUUAUAAUUUUUUAUCUGUAUUGAAAGCAACUUGAUGACAUGAUUGCAUUCUCAAAGUCUUUCACAUUCAUGGAUUUCCUGUACGUGCUCAUAAAGUGACAUCUGUUAAAAUAGAUGGGGACAGCUCAUAUGAAGAUUGUAAAGAAACAGAAAUAGCAAAACUCUCUUGUUGAUUAACUUCUCCAUGUAGGCGUAACUAACUUCCCUUCAAGUGAAGAUGUUUGUGAGAGUCGUAUGGUUUGCUAAUACUAUUGCUCUCGUCUACUGCAACGCCAUAUCUGCGAAUAUAAGUGAAAAUAAAGGUUUCACCCUCGAGCAAGGAAUCCCCCACCUGAACACGCAGCCAUACUUCUUGCCCGCACCGGCGAACGAGGUCACGACUCUGGAAGGCCAGUCAGCUUAUCUCCACUGCAGAGUUGCCCAACUCGGAGAUAAGAAGGUAUCGUGGAUCAGGACCAGAGAUCUUCAUGUCCUCACGUCUGGACUUCAUACAUUCGCCUCAGACCAGCGCUUCAUUGCACUCCACGCCCAUCGCUCAGAAAACUGGACUUUACAAAUUAGAUUCAGCCAAACGAGAGACUCAGGAGAAUACCAGUGUCAAGUCAACACAGAGCCAAAAUUAUCAAUGAGAUAUUAUCUUCGAGUUCAAGAAGCAGCUACUGUGGUAGAGGGAUCUGAUCAGCGGUAUGUGAGGGCUGGCAGCACAAUUCAGCUCUCCUGCAAAGCUCCUUUUGCAUGGCAACCACCAGGUCUCCUUUAUUGGUACCAUGACACGGAAAUCCUUCAUCACAAGGGAAGGAUUUCCAUAGACACGCAUCUCGGCAAUGAGACCUACAGUCAUCUCGUUAUUGAAAAAGCCCAAAUCAGCGACUCUGGAAACUACACUUGCUGGCCGACCAAAUUUCUGCCGGCGUCUGUGAUGGUUCACGUGUUACCCGAUGAAAAUGCAGCCGCCAAGUCACUGGGCGUCAGCAACAACAUCGGAGGACCUUCCGCCUCGAAGGAUCUCACGACGUCAGCAGCGACGCCCGUGACGUCACCAUUGAUGCUUUUGCUCGUGUUCCUUUACCUGUCCUCGGUGCUGCAGCUGCUGCCGAACAGAUAGCUCCACCAGCUGGAGUUCACCUUUUCUGGAAUUUCAGUUUACUUCGCCCGUCAUCUCAUUUCACACCUCCUGGACCGGAUCAUUUCAGAGACGUUUUGCCGCGAAACUUUCAUCAGACAGUAACAGGACUGAUGCAAUCAAUUUACUGAUAAAUUUGUGUAUCGUGUUUAAUAAAAUAUAUCUAAAUGUGACCCUUCCUCUCAUUCAUUAGGUCAAUGACCUGUAUAAUGUGUAUUUUAUGUCUGCAUUUUUCUGUAUCUUCGGAGAGAUGAGUGUACUCUUAUAAUGCCUUAUAUCCUUCCGUUUUUUUUCCCUAGAAUGUGGUAUAUGGUUGUUGUGCCAAUGGUUCUACCCUGUGGGUAGCCAUUUGAGCUUACAUAGGCACUAAUCCAAGUACUUACCAAACACAGUUUUGAUUUGACAUUCUUAUCAGCCCUGGCAGAUCAUCAUGUAAAAUUAUCUGUUAAACUGAGUUAUGAGGUAUAACUAUGAAAUCUGUCAGAUACUGCGUGUAAGUCAUGAACUGGAGGUUUAGC
Macrobrachium nipponense is the source of this 2378-nucleotide messenger RNA. RefSeq names its product zwei Ig domain protein zig-8-like. The coding region runs from base 955 to 1842 and encodes 295 amino acids. The record is from RefSeq and is a predicted model, not a curated record. Gene Ontology annotation, cellular component: neuron projection membrane. The transcript is spliced from 8 exons. NCBI's taxonomy places the organism in Eukaryota, Metazoa, Arthropoda, Malacostraca, Decapoda, Palaemonidae. Gene Ontology annotation, biological process: synapse organization.